Colletotrichum chrysophilum is the source of this 1515-nucleotide messenger RNA. RefSeq lists its product as uncharacterized. Gene Ontology annotation, molecular function: iron ion binding; monooxygenase activity; oxidoreductase activity, acting on paired donors, with incorporation or reduction of molecular oxygen. The transcript has 2 exons. The coding region runs from base 1 to 1515 and encodes 504 amino acids. Lineage: Eukaryota; Fungi; Ascomycota; Sordariomycetes; Glomerellales; Glomerellaceae. The record is from RefSeq and is a predicted model, not a curated record.
AUGCCUUCUCCGGGCCUCGGAGUCCUCAGCCCGCAGCAGCUCGGAUUUGGCGGCUUAGCACUCUACCGCUUCCUUGGACCCGUGGCCGUCACGUCACUGGUGCUGUUUGUCGCCGCACUCAUCGUCAUCGCCUAUCGCCUCGUCUUGCACCCCCUGGCAUGCGUGCCCGGACCGAAGAUCGCGGCGCUUUCCAACAUCUGGUAUGCGUACCACGCCCGCAAUGGGCGCAUGCUGGAGCUGGGCAAGACGCUUCACAGGCGGUAUGGCCCUAUGGUGAGGGUUGGGCCGAAUGAGGUCUGGUUUGACUCAGUUGACGCGUUCAAGCACAUCUACAAGACGUUGGACCUCCUCUCGGAGCGCAACACUGCUCGAUACCGGCUGCAACGUCGACUCAUCGGGCCCCUCUACCAGACCAACCACCUCAAGCGCUACGAGCCCGCCCUCGAUGCGGUGCUGGCGCGCGUCAUCUCCACCCUGCGCGCCCUCGACGGCAAAGAGAUCGACUUGAAAGAGUGGAUGCACAUCAUCGCCGUCGAGUGCCUCUCCGCCCUCGUCAUCUCGUGGUCGCCCAACUACCUCAGGGACGGCACCGACCACAAGUCCAGCAGCCACGGGUACCAGGGCUGGCGCCGCAAGUCCGUCUUCGGCCUGUUCCCCCUGGCCGUCAAGGCCGAGCUCUUUUCGAAGGCCUUCGGCAGGGCGUUUGCCAACCUGUGGCGCGUGACGUACAGGACGCCCAAGAACUUCAAGCCCUUCUUCACGGGCGUGUACCGCCAGGUGUCCCGCCGCAUCACGAACUCCCUCUCCGGCAAGCCUGUGCCCAAGAACGACCGCAAGGAUGACUUCCUCACAGACCUGAUCCAGCUGCACAAGGACAAGCCGGAUUUCUCGGAGCAGUACCUCCGCCGCAUGGCCAUCACCAACUUCGGCGCCGGCCACGAGACCAUGUGCUCCGCCCUGACGUCCAUCAUGUCCAUGAUCGGCUCCCACCCGGACGUGCAGCGGCGGGUAUCCAACGAAGUCCGCGCCUCGCCCUCAGAUCCGAAGAGCUACGACAACGCGGUGCGUCUCGCGUACACCCAGGCCGCCAUCAAAGAGGCCCAGCGCCUCUACCCCGUCCUCGGCAUGUCGCUGCCCCGAACCGUGCCCCCCGAGGGCUUCACCGCCCACGACCAGUUCUUCCCGGGCGGGACGACAGUCGGAUGCAAUCCCGUCUCGCUGCACCGCAACACGUCGAUCUUUGGGCCUGACGCGGAGGGUUGCAAUCCGGAUCGCUGGCUGGACGAGGAGAGGGACGUCAGGGGUAUGGAGCGGUUUAAUCUCACAUGGGGCGGGGGCGGAAGGAUGUGUCCCGGGCGGCAUCUGGCUGAGCUGGUUGUGUACAAGACGAUACCGGCUUUGAUGGAGCAUUUUGACGUCGAGGUGACGAUGCCGCCGGAGGAGGAGAUAGAGUACUACUUCAUGGCUAUGCUCACAGGCGUGAGGGCUCGUUUCUUGCCGAAGAAGACGGGGUAA